Ceratotherium simum simum (southern white rhinoceros) is the source of this 239-nucleotide messenger RNA. NCBI's taxonomy places the organism in Eukaryota, Metazoa, Chordata, Mammalia, Perissodactyla, Rhinocerotidae. The record is from RefSeq and is a predicted model, not a curated record.
AUGCCUGAGCCGGCGAAGUCUGCUCCAGCUCCGAAGAAGGGCUCUAAGAAGGCGGUGACCAAGGCGCAGAAGAAGGACGGCAAGAAGCGCAAGCGCAGCCGCAAGGAGAGCUACUCCGUGUACGUGUACAAGGUGCUGAAGCAGGUCCACCCCGACACCGGCAUCUCACUGGCCAAGCACGCCGUGUCUGAGGGCACCAAGGCCGUCACCAAGUACACCAGCUCCAAGUAAGGUUACCG